AUGUAACAAAACAUAGUGUUUGAUAUCUCCUCAGAGAAUAGCUCAUCAUCAGACGAGGAUGAGUUCAUAAAAAUUGAUUAACAAAAUAGCUCAGUAACUUACUCUUACAAGCCUAAUAGAUCUUAAGCAUUAGAGCUCCUAAUUUAUUCGAUAGUGAUACUCCCCAAGAAUUCCAAUAAAUCCCAGAAGCCACACAUUCGCUCAGAAAACAGCACACUGUCACUUUCGAAACUUUGAACACUAAUGAAGGUGAAAGAAGAUAGUUAAACAAAUGGAAUUUGUCAGAAAAAGAAAAUAGAAAUCGUAACUCUUUUACAAUCACAACUGAAUUAACUGAAAAAGAUAAGGGGAAUUGUAAAAAGAAUGUGAAUGAAAGUUUUGAGUAUCUUCAAAAGCAGAAAUCUAGUUAAUAAUAACAAAUUAAGUCCAAUACAUGUAAUUAGUUGUUAUUAAUUACAACCUAGACAAAUAACCCUGUUAGCCAAAAAGAGUCUCUAACAUCAACUAUUCAUCAAUUGAUAAUUUUUAGAAUUAAUCAAUGGCUUAGAAAUUAUUAGAAUUGGAUUUACCUGCUCUUAUUUCCUAAAUUACAAAUAAGAGAAGAGUUAAUAAUAAUAACAACAACAAUAAUAAUAUUAAUAAUAAUCAUAAUAAUAGUUUUCAUAAUCAUAAUAGUAAUUUCUACAAUUCAAAUCCCAAGUAAUUUUAUGAUAGUAUAAGUUAGCUAGACCCUAGAUGUCUCAAAAGUAAGGAUGUAUUGUUAGAUAAUCAUUUAAUAAAUAAGGGUCCCAAGGAGAUAUACCAAUUGUGCAAUAAACAAGAGAAAGAUCUAUCACAAUGAUUUUACGACAACCAGGGAAGAUUGUUAAUUAAAAGUAGUUAAAAAGCAAUAGCAUUGCUUUGAGAAAAUGAAGAUAUAUUGUUUUUUCUUUUAAUUAUUAUUAAUUAUUUUUUUAAUUAAAUGAAUUGUCUUUUCUGUUAGCCGAUUCGGAUGACUUUAUAUGGCAAUAACUUCGAAGAAAUGCAGUGUAAAGGUAGACUGAAAUUAAAUUAAUUAUCAAGAAAGUAUCCUUACCAGAGAGGAUCACUAAUUCUCUUUAUAAUAAAUAUGCUGAAUCACAAAAUUACUAUUUUACAAAGGAUAUCAAUGAAAUCAUUUUGGAUCAACCCACCAAACCGAACAUAGUGUUCAAAGUAUAUAUUCACAAUAUUUAACUAGGACUUAGCGUUGUUGGAUGAGGAUGUUGAAUAUAUGAAAAAAAUAUAUCAACCUCAUUGUUUAGACAAUAAAAUGGAAGUUCUAACAGAAUUUUACAAAGUACUAAUUUAUUUAAUCUCUUAGUUUCACAAUGAUUUACCUAGAUGGGCCGUAUCAAGUUCCAUUGUUAAUAUUUUGAAUGAAUAUUACAAUUUAAAAAGAAAGCUCGAAUAUUACAAAAUUUAGAAAAUAAUCGAUGAGGAAAACAAGAACAAUCCAGAAAAACCCCCAAAAGGCAUUGUAGGAGAUUAGCCAAUCUAAACAGAAAGCACGCCUCCUUCUCACACCAUUGAAAGUGGAAUCAUAGUUGGAAAUGUACUUGAUGAAUUACAAAACACUCCUUCUUAUUCAAAACACAAUUAAGAAAAAUAAAAUCGGAAAGUGAACAACAACAAUGAUAUUCAUCAAUAACUCUUAAAAAUUGAAAAAUUAAAGACUGAAAGACAAUAAGACAAUAAUAACAUUAUCAAAGAAUUCAAAUUAUAAUAAAUUCUUACAACUGAUAAAAUGAAAAAUAUUAAAUAAUUAAUAACAUCUUAAAAAAGACAGUUAAAAAUCAUUCAUCCUGAUUAAUGCGGCGAAUUGGAUCCACCAAAACCAAAACUAAAACAUCAACAAAUCUUAGACUAAUGUAUUUUAUAUAUUUAUGAAGUACAUAAAAGAGUAAAUGAAAAGAUCUAAUUAAAGAAAAGAAAUGUAGUACAAAAUAAAGAUCCCUCCAGAGAAAUCAAGAGUGUGCAUUUUGGUGAAGAUAAAAAGGAAAACUUUUUUAAGUCGCCCAGGAAUAUGAAGACUUAAUGUACUUCCAAAAUGACACCUAAAUCCAAUAGCAAAGUAGGCAAGACUCAGACCUUCCACGAUACUUCAUCAAGGUAAUAUCUUUUGUACCUAUUUAUUAGAAAACCUAUCAACAACCUCUUAUCAACGAGGAAUAUUGGAGCAAAGACUUGUCAUUAAAUAAGUAAUAACAUCAAAUCAAAAAUGCCAUAAAAACCUAUAUCAUUUAAAACUCUUACUACCCCAAGAUCUGUCUAAUAAAAGUUACAAUUAUGAAAAAAG
Messenger RNA from Paramecium octaurelia, 2317 nucleotides. The record is from the annotation of a GenBank genome assembly. NCBI's taxonomy places the organism in Eukaryota, Ciliophora, Oligohymenophorea, Peniculida, Parameciidae.